CAUUGGCUGACACCGAACCCGGAAGUGUUGGAGCCCCACAGCUGAUCCGAUCGGAUCUGGAUUGAUCCAAGCUCCUGCACCUUCCCAAUGUGAUGGCCACACGGUUUGAGAUUGGGGAGCCGGACUCUGAUCCCAGCGAGGAAUGGGAGCUCCGAGGGGGGAGUUCCCAGCCGGAUCUUGGACAGCUCCCUGGGAAUGCUGGGCCGAGUCCCAGAGAGACCAGGGCCAGGCGGGUGGAAGAGGCUGAGACGGUGGUGUUCCAGGAUGGCAUUCCCAUCGCUCGGAGGGUGACGCUUCCCGAAGUGGAACUGCUGGAGGACGUGUCGGUGUUCCGGAAUCGUACCCGCUCAGAGCCUCCGAACUUCUGGCUGGCUGUCCAGUACGGCCGGGAGCUCCGCAGGAUGAGCGAUGAGUUUGUCUCCAGCUACAUCGAGCGUAGGCGUCUGCCCGUGUCCAAGAGCGCAGGGACCCUGGCCGCUCGGGUCUAUCGGAAAGUGAUGGACAUGUUCCCCAGGAAGGACUCUGUGGACCCCCGGCCGGGGGGCGACUGCUGAGCUGACCUUCCGGAACCAUCCGCCACCUCGAAUCGACAGCUGGAGCCUUAACGAGGAGCGAUGGGAGAGAGAGGGUCUCCCCGUGGGACUGAGAUUCUGGCUGUCGGACAAUCCAACAUUCCCACUCGGAGCCGGAUUCCCUGCACGUGAACAAAUCUUUAUUGAACUGCACUGCACCCCACGGCUGACUUUACCAGGAACCAUCGUCUGCCCCUGGCGUGUUCCCUCUGCCCCUGGCGUGUUCCCUCUGCCCCUGCCUGCCCCUAGCGUGUACCCUCUGCCCCUGGCAUGUUCCCUCUGCCCCUGCCUGCCCCUAGCGUGUACCCUCUGCCCCUGGCAUGUUCCCUCUGCCCCUGCCUGCCCCUGGCGUGUACCCUCUGCCCUUGGCAUGUUCCCUCUGCCCCUGCCUGCCCCUAGCGUGUACCCUCUACCUCUGGCGUAUACCCUCUGCAGUCUGUGCCCACCCCUGGGCUGGAUAUGUGUGUUCCCUGAAGCAUCGGGGAGGUGGCUGAUGUCUGUACAGUCAUCAGGGACAUGGAUAGGGUCUCUUCCCUGGGGUGGGGGAGUCCAGAACUAGAGGGGCAUAGGUUUAGGGUGAGAGGGGAAAGAUAUAAAAGAGACCUAAGGGGUAACUUUUUCACACAGAGGGUGGUACGUGUAUGGAAUGAGCUGCCAGAGGAUGUGGUGGAGGCUGGUACAAUUACAACAUUUAAGAGGCAUUUGGAUGGGUAUAUGAAUAGGAAGGGUUUGGAGGGAUAUGGGCCGGGUGCUGGCAGGUGGGACUAGAUUGGGUUGGGAUAUCUGGGACAGCAUGGACAGGUUGGGCCGAAGGGUCUGUUUCUGUGCUGUCCCAUCUCUUAUGACUCUCUAUCCAUGAGAGCGGUAUUUCACUCUGAGGGUGGAGAGCAACCCCGGGUCCCAAUGUCCACCCCCACAACACCCCCCCUCUCCCCACCCCACCCCCUUCAACACCCCAACACACUGCAGACUUUCCCCAAGGCUUUGUGGAAAAUGGGAACGGGAACAGGCCAUUUGGCCCUCUCCAGCCUGCUAGCCCCAUUCCAUUGGACCAUCCGACUCAGUCCCCUGUUCCCACUCCCCCCGCCCCUCCCCCAAGACCCUUGAACCCUGGGAACUAUAUGAAGCCCCUUGAAAACAUUCGGCGAGCUGGCACCAAUGGAUUUCUGUGGGACAGUAUUCCCACAGUCCCACCCCCCGGGUGAAGACAUUCCUCCCUGUCUCAGUCCCAAACGGCCCUCUAUCCUGUAACCUUAGACUUUAACCCCCUCCUCCACCCUGUUCUGGUCUCCCCUCCCGUCCUUGGGGACUGUCCUUCGUGCGUUUACUCCGUCAGCUCCUUCCAAACCCACGGCCACUUCCAUCCAGAAGGACAAGGGGCAGCAGGUACACGGGAACACCACCCCCUGCAAGUUCCCCCCCGAGCCCCUCACCAUCCCGACUUGGAAAUAUCUCACCGUUCCCUCAGUGUGGCUGGGAAAGAAUCCUGGGAUUCCCUCCCUAAGGGACACUGUGGGUCUACCUACUGCUUUUCUCAUUCUGCUUAUCCAGCGUUUUCCCCUCUUUCCCCCCCACCCCCUCCCCCCCCCCAGAGACCGGAUACUGUGUACACGGUAACUCCGAGUGUGGGACACGGGGACCGGGGACUGUGUACACGGUAACUCCGAGUGUGGGACACGGGGACCGGGGACUGUGUACACGGUAA
Molecule: messenger RNA, 2277 nt
Organism: Hemiscyllium ocellatum (epaulette shark)
Lineage: Eukaryota; Metazoa; Chordata; Chondrichthyes; Orectolobiformes; Hemiscylliidae
Gene: badb
Product: BCL2 associated agonist of cell death b
Exons: 4
Coding region: 93-554 (153 amino acids)
Biological process (GO): apoptotic process
Source: RefSeq, a predicted model, not a curated record